Messenger RNA from Yamadazyma jaroonii, 1608 nucleotides. The record is from the annotation of a GenBank genome assembly. Lineage: Eukaryota; Fungi; Ascomycota; Pichiomycetes; Serinales; Debaryomycetaceae.
AUGGAAUCGAAGAAAUCAAAAGAUAGACUGAUUUAUAAUAAAGAUGCUACACCUUUUAUUCCUUCGAGGAAACUUAGUUUACCUACAUACUUAGAAACGAAUGAUUCUGAUUCGUCGUCUAAUAAUAGUCCCAUUCCCAAGAUUUCGUCCUUGAACAAUAAUAUGGCUCAUUCAAUAGAAGGUUCCAUGUCCCCUGGGGGGUUUGGCUUUAAUAAUUAUUUACCUUAUCAACAGUAUCCUGUUCCACAAACUACGUUUUUGGUUACGAUUAAUAAUUUACCUUGUGAAAUUGAUAGUGUUGAAUUGAGUAAUUUUAUUAAAGAAGUUGACGAGGAAUUCACAUUUAAAAUCGUUAAUUUACAAAAAUCUGCUUAUCAGGAACUCGAAGAUGUGAUCGAAAUUGCUAGUGCUUUGAUCGAGGUUUACGAAUAUAAUCAAAUGUCAAGCUUAAUUGAAAAUUUGGAUGGUUAUGAAUGGAUGGAAAGAAUUUUAGAGGUUAAGUUUUUGCCAUAUUUUGUUCCAUAUUUUGUUCCUUACCCUCCUAUGGGUGGUGCUCUCAAUCCGAUGAUGAAGGAUGAAACAAUAUACCCUUACUCACAUCCACUUUCUCGAAAUUCUUCCAUUAGUUCAUCAAAUUCGAAUCCUUCAACACCUUAUUCAACGAGCAUGAAUUCGGAUUCCAAUUUCAAUUCAACUUCUAACUUGAAUUCUUCGAAUUCUUCCACUGGAGUCCCUCAAUUUUUGAUGAAUUUUGUCUCUUCUAAUAAGGAGGAUUCUGACUUUAUAGUCACUAAAAACGACCAAGGUCAAAAUAUUAAAGUUAACCCUUGCAGACUUUUUGUUGGAAAUAUCCCUUUUUCAUCUACAUGGUCAAACUUGAAGAAAUUCUUGAUUGAAAAAUGUAACGAAUUUGAACCAAAUAAUGAUAUUGAAAUCUUAAGAGUGGAAAUUCCUAUGAAUAAUAAUUUAAAUGUAAAGAAAUAUCAAAUUUUAACAUCUUUCAUCAGGGAUCAAACUUCAACUCCCGAUGACUUACAUUUAAAUGAUGAAGAGUAUGUGAUUGAAAAAAACAUGUCUAGAGGUUUUGCUAUCGUUACAACAGGAAACAAAACAUCAUCAGAAAAAAUCAUAAAAUAUUUUGAUGGUGUUGAGUUCGAAGGUAGAGAAUUGACUGUCAGAUUUGACAAAUUCCCUGACUUCAACAACUAUAUGUUACAGCAAUUGUAUCCACAUCAGAAAGAGAAAACAUUGGCAAAUUUAGCUUUUGAAAGGAAUUCAUUCCAACAAAAAUUCUACUACGGAAACUAUAUUAAUCAAAAUUUUAAUCACAAUAUGCACACUGGUUCAAAUUCUUAUUCUUACUAUAAGCAGCCACAAUAUCAUAAUAGAUCACAGUCAGUUUCAUAUCAUCGUCACCAAUCUCCCAGAUUGCCAGUGCUUCAACCAAACUUUACCCCACAAAUUCAUCCUUCUGCUCACUAUACGAAUAAUAAUAUGCCUAGAUCCACCAAGAAGAAGUCUAAAGAAAGCGUAAUGGAUAUUGUAGACGAAGAUGAAAGAGCAAGAGAGUUGGUAAAUUCAUUCGAAUCUUUAGGUAUUUCUUCUUGA